AUGCAAAGGGGAAGGGUUUUGGAAUGCCUGAGGCUGCCUGCAGGUUCAAUAGAGUUCAACACUCAACUCUUUGGUACUAAAUUGGAGGACUCAAGCUUGACAAGUGAGGAAUAUAAGGAGGCAGUUCUGGCAGCUAAAGAACACACUCUAGCUGGGGAUCUAUUUCAGACUGUAUUAAGCCAGCGUUUUGAGAGGCGAACAUUUGCAGACCCAUUUGAAAUUUACCGAGCAUUAAGGAUAGUUAAUCCAAGUCCGUAUAUGACUUAUUUACAGGCUAGAGGCUGUAUUCUUGUUGCUUCAAGUCCAGAAAUUCUGACACGUGUGAAGAAGCAAACGAUCACCAACCGGCCUCUUGCUGGGACUGUUAGAAGAGGAAAAACACCUAAAGAAGAUUUAUUGCUGGAAAAGCAGCUUUUGAAUGAUGAAAAGCAAUGUGCAGAGCAUAUUAUGCUUGUAGACUUGGGGAGGAAUGAUGUCGGGAAGGUCUCAAAACCUGGUUCUGUCAAGGUUGAGAAGCUCAUGAACAUUGAGCGUUAUUCCCAUGUCAUGCACAUAAGUUCAACAGUCACUGGAGAGUUACCUGAUGAUUUAACUAGCUGGGAUGUUCUGCGUACUGCGUUGCCAGUUGGGACUGUCAGUGGAGCACCAAAGGAGUACCUGUAA
This is a messenger RNA of Malus domestica (apple), 663 nucleotides long. The record is from RefSeq and is a predicted model, not a curated record. Lineage: Eukaryota; Viridiplantae; Streptophyta; Magnoliopsida; Rosales; Rosaceae.